GAGAGUAAUGUUACCAGCGCUGAGAGAGUGAGGAGGCUGCGUAUCGAUCCCGCUCACAGCCAUUGCAGUGCAUUGGGAUACAUACGAGAUCCAGGCAGCCUUGGUGGCCAGAGCGUGUGUUUGUGGCUUGUGUGAACUGAGAUUCUUGCGUGCACGAGAGUGUGGCACGGGAAAAAAUAAAAAAAUGGGCAAAGGUGAUCCUAAAAAGCCAAGAGGUAAAAUGUCCUCAUAUGCCUACUUUGUGCAAACUUGCCGGGAAGAGCACAAGAAGAAACACCCUGAUGCUUCAGUGAACUUUUCAGAGUUCUCAAAAAAAUGUUCAGAAAGGUGGAAGACUAUGUCUGCUAAGGAGAAAGGAAAGUUUGAAGAUAUGGCACGAGCUGACAAGGUUCGUUAUGAGAGAGAAAUGGAAAGUUACAUACCACCUAAAGGAGAGUCAAAAAAGAAAUUCAAGGAUCCAAAUGCACCAAAGAGGCCCCCUUCAGCAUUUUUCUUGUUCUGCUCUGAGUAUCGUCCAAAAAUCAAAGGAGAACAUCCCGGUCUUUCUAUUGGGGAUGUUGCAAAGAAACUUGGAGAGAUGUGGAAUAAUACUUCUGCAAAUGAUAAGCAACCCUUUGAAAAGAAGGCCUCCAAACUGAAGGAGAAGUAUGAAAAGGAUAUUGCUGCGUACCGGGCUAAGGGGAAGCCUGAGGUAGCCAAAAAGAUAGCUCCUCCUAAGCCUGAGAAAAGCAAGAAAAAGAAGGAAGAGGAAGAUGAUGAAGAGGAGGAGGAGGAAGAGGAGGAGGAAGAUGAGGAGGAAGAAGACGAUGAGGAGGAAGAGGAUGAUGAUGAAUAAUCCUCUUAGAUCAGUUUUUCUUGUCUAUACAAGCAUUUAACCCCCCUGUACACAACUCACUCCUUUUAAAGAGAAAAAAAUUAAACAUAAAGCUGUGUAAGAUUUGUUUUUAAACUGUACAGUGUCUCUAUCUCUCUCACUUUCUUUUUUGUAUAGUUAACACACUACCAAAUGUGUCUUGGUAGCCCUGUCCUUUAGUGGUAUCUCAGUGGCCACUAACCUUGCCUAGUACAGUAAGGGGGUUGUAAAUUGGCAUGAAAGUUUAAAGCAGAUUUCUUGUUGGUGCACAGCACAAAUUAGUUACACAUGCAGAUGUAGUUCAUUACUCAUUUUCAUCAGUUGUCUGCAUAAAAAAAAAUUGAUCUGUUAACUAAAUACCACUCUGUAAUUGCAAAAAAAAAAAAAGUUGUAGCUGUUGACAUUCUGAUUGCUUCUAAGUAAAUACAUUUUUUAAAUUAGUAUUGUUGUCCUUUUAAUAGAUGCCCUUGUAAAGUCAAUAUUUUUCUCUUUCUUUCUGGAAAGCACGUCCCUUCUUUUAUGCCCUUUUGCGAUCACAUCAAAAUGGCAUUCUUUUGUCUCUCCAAUAAGUUGAUGUAAUGAUACAUACCCUACAUAAUCAUGAUAGGGUAGAAAAAUAUACAGGCAUAUGCAAAGGUUUUUUUUUUCUUCAUGUAAGAGGCCACAUUUUUUUCAAGAAUCCUGUUCUUAGCCAAUCUGUAUUUGCUCAGCUUUUGCUACAUACAAUAUUCUACUGAGUUGUGUAAAUUUACCAGUUUUGGAGGGUUAAGAAGUAUAGAAUUCAGUUCAGUGGCAUAGAAUACCUCUAGGGGAAAAAGAACUUCAAAUAUGUGUCCUUGGAGGACCUGAUGAGAAUAUAUUCUCAUUUUGAUCUGUGAGGAAUAUACAUAUGUGACUCCAUUGGCCAAUAAUGAGAGUUGUAUUUGCAAAUACCUGAACACAGAGGUGAGUGUACCCCUAUCCAAGCAGGUAAUGUUAAAUGCUAAAUUACUGUAAUCCUUUUAGGAUACCAUGUCAAGUAAUAGUUGUGGGCUUUUUACCAUGACCUCUUGGUAGUAAAUGUCCCACAGGAAAAGAUUUUACUUUGCUAAUGUUUUCUAUAAGUGGUACCAUUGUUUGAUCUGUAAGAAUUCAUGCUUUCAUAACUGCAUUAAUCCUACCCCAUUUUCAAAAUUUUAUAUUGUCUCAAAACUAAGAUGAGAUAAGAUGUAUCUUUUUCUGUUAGUCUUUUUAUAAUGCAUUCUUGAUAUUUGCCCAUUUUGUAAGUUAAAGAUAGCUGUAUGGGGAAAAUACUUUUUUUCUCAUUUAGGUGUGAGAUGCAACAUGGUAUUCCAUUGACCUCUGAUUUGAUAAAAUACAGGUUGCUUUGAAAACCAAAGUUAAAAAUUUGUGCAUAUUCAGUCAAAGUACUGGCAUUUAUUAAUUCUUUCAUGUUUACCUGCGGACUAAUUUGGGAACUGAUUGGCAAUUCUGUAAUUAUAAAUUAUGGUUCUGAAGUGCCAGUGUUUAAAGAUAGCAUUCUUGUAACUUUACACACAUUUUUGAUGGAGUAUUGUUUUGUUAUACAAUUUUGACUUUUAAGAUUCUUACUUCAAUUUUGCAUUUGUUUAUGUAUAACUUCAGGAGAGUACUGAACAUCUGGUUUCCUGGUUGAUACUAAUAAAAAAUAAUUACAGAGGUUUUA
Messenger RNA from Rhineura floridana, 2537 nucleotides. It is a transcript of the gene HMGB1, whose product is annotated as high mobility group box 1. Gene Ontology annotation, cellular component: nucleus. Gene Ontology annotation, molecular function: DNA binding, bending. Bases 185 to 835 code for a protein of 216 amino acids. The transcript has 5 exons. The record is from RefSeq and is a predicted model, not a curated record. NCBI's taxonomy places the organism in Eukaryota, Metazoa, Chordata, Lepidosauria, Squamata, Rhineuridae. Gene Ontology annotation, biological process: regulation of transcription by RNA polymerase II.